Messenger RNA from Lachnellula hyalina, 1527 nucleotides. RefSeq names its product U4/U5/U6 small nuclear ribonucleoprotein (gene prp3). The transcript has a single exon. Gene Ontology annotation, biological process: mRNA splicing, via spliceosome. The coding region runs from base 1 to 1527 and encodes 508 amino acids. Lineage: Eukaryota; Fungi; Ascomycota; Leotiomycetes; Helotiales; Lachnaceae. The record is from RefSeq and is a predicted model, not a curated record. Gene Ontology annotation, cellular component: U4/U6 x U5 tri-snRNP complex.
AUGGACCGAGGCAAGGCAUCGCCCAUCCUAGCCCCUCGUCAUGACUCCUCAAGUCGCGUCGACAAGCCCCAAUCCGCGGCUGAGAAGCUGGCCUCUUUGAAAGCUCGAGUCGCCGCUGCCGUGGGCAGUAGCAAGGCAAAGAGUAAUACGGGGCUGAAUGUCCCUCAGCACCCCAUCCUGGCUAGGGGAGGUCUAAAUGUCGACCUUCAUCCCGCGCUGCAAGACCUGGGGCAAUUCAAACCAUCCAAAACUGUUGCGCCGAAGUUUGCAACUAGCAUUGGUAAUGCUCGCCCACAACCAGAGAAGCCUGCUCCGAAGAGCAAGAAGCAACUCGACCUGUCUGGACCUUCGGCGGAGGAAACACGGAACAACCCAUACUUUGAUAUGAGCUUGGGAGGGCAAACAGCGACUUUGAAGAAUCGCCAUUCGAGGCAGCUGAUUUUCAACCAAAAGGGCAAAUACAUCCAACAGGCAAAUGCGUUACGAAGACAGGCGGCUUUGGAGGCUAUGAAAAAGCGCAUUGCGGAGUCAUCACGGAAGAUCGGUAUCGACGAAGAUCUGGAUACGGAAAAGAACUUCCUUGUUGAAGCGCCCCCCGACAUCGAAUGGUGGGAUGAAGGUCUGGUGGAAGCUAAAAACUAUGACAGUAUUGACAACCCAAAAAGUCUCAAGAUUGAACCCCCCGACUCCAUUAUUACCGAAUACAUCCAACAUCCCGUCCUCCUCGAACCUCCCCAGGAAAAGAAUAUGCCUGCUCCGAAGCCCAUGUUCUUAACCGCAAAGGAACAAGCCAAAUUACGACGACAACGAAGAAUGGCAGAGUUAAAAGAGCAGCAAGCCAAAAUCCGGCUGGGCCUUGAGCCGGCACCGCCGCCAAAAGUCAAAAAGGGGAAUCUUAUGCGGGUAUUGGGUGAAGAAGCCGUCAAGGACCCAACGGCAGUCGAAGCACGUGUGAACAGGGAGAUCGCAGCUCGCCACCAGACACACGUUGAGAUGAAUGAGGAACGAAAAUUGACCAAGGAACAACGCCACGAGAAACUUGCGGUAAAUCAAGAAAAAGACGCUGCGAAGGGUAUUCGCCUGAUGGUUUUUAAAAUUGACAAUCUAUCGAAUGGUAGCCAUCGAUUUAAGAUUGCGAAGAAUGCAGAGCAGUUUGCUCUGACAGGGAUCUGUGUGAUGCACCCGCGAUUCAACUUAGUGAUUGUCGAGGGCGGCGAGUACAGUAUACGGCAAUACCGCAAGCUUAUGCUUCAGCGUAUUGACUGGACCGAGAAUUCGCCUACACGAAUUAAGGAAGGCACGAAGGCCGAAGCGUUGCAAGAUUGGCUGAAGGCCGAGGACGAGAAAGGAGAGCUCAAGGAUAUGUCUCUGAACAAGUGUGUAUUGGUCUUUGAAGGAGAGGAAAAGGCAAGAGCGUUCAGAAAAUGGGGAAGCAAGGUCUGCGAGACGGAUAGUGCUGCUAGGGAAGCUUUGCAGAGAUCAAAGAUGGAGAAUUUUUGGACGGUGGCGAAGAACCUGCCGAAGUAA